Nylanderia fulva is the source of this 1804-nucleotide messenger RNA. NCBI's taxonomy places the organism in Eukaryota, Metazoa, Arthropoda, Insecta, Hymenoptera, Formicidae. The record is from RefSeq and is a predicted model, not a curated record.
AAACCUUUACACGUAGAGGCAAAACUGACGACGUCUUUAAUGCUGACACUGACAUUUCCCAGGAUAAUGCUGAUCACUUCGCUAGAUAAAUGUGUUAUCGCAGCCAUUGCGAGAUAAAUUUGAUGAAGUACGCAAAAAGUACGAUUUGCGAUCCGCGUUAACUCGCGAUGGACGUUUAUUUGUCGCACGAUUAAUUACGCACAACUUUAACUUACGAUAUAAAUUCACAAAAAUUGUACUAAAACAUCCGAGAUUGACUGCUACAUUUCUCAAAUAUUCAUAUAUUUAUUGUCUCCAUCUGUUCACCAGUUCUAUUUGUUUGCCAAUGUUAAUUAUCAUAGAGCGUAUAAAAUUAAUAGACGUGCAAAUGAAAAUCGAAAUGCGAUCUCUCUUCGAUUCCUUUGGAAACAGAAACUCGUAGAAAAUGGUGUGGUUGGGGAAGCGGCAGUGCGCGUCAGUUUUCCCACCAUCGUCCCCCACUGCACAGCACGACGAAGCGAGACAGAGGGAUAUAUUAUUGUUAAUUUCUCACAGAACCUACAGUGAAUUGUACAAAAUAAAGAGAUUCUCUUUCUUUUUAUUCUACGUACUAAGGAGCAGAUUAUAUUUUUUUAAUAUGGAAAUGGAUGUUGCAUUAAUGUGCAUUGUAAAGACUUUUCUUGAACCAUCUUCGUACAUUUACGAAGACGAAAAUGCGAGCAUUUUGCAAUUGAUUAUGGAACAAGAUUUAUUAGGAAUUACGGAUGUUUCCAUAUCAGGUCAAGAAAACUCUGAGGCAGAAAAUUAUGUUGAACACAUAAUUCCAUCACUUAGCAGUACACAAUUCAAAUCUCACUUUCAAAUGCUACCAUCGACAUUUGAAUUUAUUCUGGAUCAAAUUGGAGAGAAACUAACUCGUGCUACUGAUGGAAAUGAAAUGGUGCCUGCGGAUAAGCAGCUUUUAUUAAGUCUGUGGCGUUUUGCAACUACAGAUUCAUAUAGUGCUAUAAAUCAACGAUUUACUGUGGGCAAAGGCACAGCUGUAAGAUCUGUGCGUCGUGUUGCCAGAGCAAUACGCGAGCUCUCAACAAAAUAUAUAGUAUGGCCUACAGGAGAUAGAAUACAGGAUAUUACACAUGGUUCUUCUGCAAGUGGUUUUCCUGAUACCAUUGGUGCCAUAGGUGGUACUCAUAUUAAUAUUCCUUCAUCUAAAAAUAACUCUGAAACCUCUGUACAUCAGAAGAGCCAUUAUUCAAUUCAGCUUCAGGCUGUUUGUGAUCACACAAAAUUAUUCACACAUGUUCAUGUGGGAAAUGUAAGUUUGGCUCAUGAUGCUCGUGAUUUUCGCUUAUCCGCUCUUGAGGAAUAUAUCAAUGAUUCAAAUCAAUUUCCAAAUAAUACACAUCUAAUUGGGGAUGCUAUUUAUGGACUGCGUCAACAUCUUAUGGUUCCGUAUCUUGAUAAUGGAAGUCUCACAAAACAACAGAAGAAUUAUAACUUAUGCCAUUCUUCCGGUAAAAUAAUGAUCAAAAAAGCAUUUGCUCUUCUAAAAGAACGCUGGAAAAGUCUGUUACACGUUCUGGCAAUAAGUCGCAUGGAUUUUACAUCUGAUCAUAUAUUGGCGUGUUGCGUGCUACACAAUAUCUGUUUGCUUAAAGAGGAUGAAGUGCAAUUGCAAGAGCAAAUUAUUGUAGACAUGGAAGAAGCAGAAUUGCAAGAAGAAAAAAUAGAAUAUAACAUAGAUGAUAAAAAUGUUGCAGAAGCCAAAAGAAACAAUAUAUGUGCCAAAUUAUGUAUUAAAAAUGUAUAAAUAAUAAAUUGUUAA